Amphimedon queenslandica is the source of this 531-nucleotide messenger RNA. RefSeq names its product indian hedgehog protein-like. Gene Ontology annotation, molecular function: calcium ion binding; patched binding. The coding region runs from base 1 to 531 and encodes 176 amino acids. The transcript has 2 exons. NCBI's taxonomy places the organism in Eukaryota, Metazoa, Porifera, Demospongiae, Haplosclerida, Niphatidae. The record is from RefSeq and is a predicted model, not a curated record. Gene Ontology annotation, biological process: multicellular organism development; cell fate specification; cell-cell signaling.
AUGGAAGUUUUAGCUGUGAGUUCUAACCAUAAACUAGUCUAUAGUCCAGUUAUAUUGAUAUUAGAUGUUGAUGAUAUUAAACUAGCAAAUUAUACUAUCAUAGAGUCAUCAGGUAAUCACAAGCUGACACUCACACCAAACCACCUUGUUCAUGCAAGUAAAACAAAUGACAUCUCAUCAUCUGUACCUAUAUUCGCUUCACAAGUCAAAAAAGGUGACGUGAUAUUUGUUGCUAAAUCUCCUGAUGUUAUUGAAGCAGUUGAAGUCGUUAGCACAUCUAGCAAAGUCAUCAAGGGUGCUUAUGCCCCACUGACAAGAGAAGGUACUGUGGUUGUUAAUGAUGUUGUAGCUUCUUGCUAUACUGUUGUUAAUGAUCAUCAAUUUGCUCAUGCAGCAUUUGGCCCCAUUACCAAACAGAAGCAAGGGAUUGCUUGGUAUCCUUCAAUGCUCCAGUCACUAGGUAAAGUAUUCCUGGAUGAGAGCAACUACAAGCCAAAGAAAGUUGAAGAUCUGAUCAAGAGCAGUGAUUAG